AUGUAUGUGCAUGGCGAGAACGUGGAGCAGAUCAUGAAUCAGCAUUCCUUAGUGUUAUGCAUGGAAGACAGCUUCUUACCUAACAUGUCAUCUUUUCAGGCAUCCAUCUCUCUCGCUUGUUGGCAGACAGCCAGCCCUAUGGAUGAACCAUCAUCACCAUGUACCGAAGACAAAAUUCCCAAUGUUGGGAUGUCGUUCAUUUCUGAAAAUAACCUACCAACAAUUGGGGACAUAAAUAGCCCUAUGGAUGAACCAUCAUCUCAAUGUACUGAAGACAAAAUUCCUAAGUUUGGGAUGUCGUUUGUUUCUGAAAAUGACCUUCGAGAAUUUUAUAGAUUGUAUGCACAAUCAAUGGGUUUUGGAGUCCGAAAGUUGGGAACAAGGAAUGGACCAGAUGGAAAACAGAAAUUUUUCUCUAUUGGAUGUGCAAAAAGUGGUUCGUUUACGCCAAGGGGGAAGAAUAUAUUUCAACUUAGACCUUCCACCAAGACCGAUUGUAAGGCCAGGAUCAACAUUGUUGUGAGGAAUGAUUUUGAUUUUCAGAUUAGUAGUGUCAUUCUUCAGCAUAAUCAUCCGUUGAGUCCUUCAAAUUCUAGACAUAUUAGAUCUCACAAGGUUUUAGAUCCAAGUGCGCAGAGAAGAUUGCAAUUAAACGAUGAAGCUGGAAUAACAUUGGCUAAAAGUUUCCAAUCAAUUGUAGUUGAAGCUGGAGGGUAUGAUAAUUUGAAAUUUGAUGAGAGAACAUGUCGGAAUUUUAUCUCAGAAGCUAGGAGGUCGAGGUUAGGAAAUGGUGAUGCUGAAGCUGUUUCUCAUUAUUUCUCCCAGAUGCAAAACAGAUGUUUAAAUUUUCAUUACACCUUUGAUCUUGACGAGGACUCACGUAUGAGGAAUGUUUUCUGGGCUGAUGCGAGAUGCAGGGCUUCUUACGAUUACUUUUCUGAUGUAAUUACCUUUGACACAACGUACCUGACGAACCGCUAUGACAUGCCUUUUGCUCCGUUCGUCGGAGUUAACCAUCAUGGCCAAUCUAUUUUGCUAGGAUGUGGUUUAUUAUCUAGCGAGGAUGUGGCGUCAUUCACUUGGCUUUUUAAGGCAUGGUUGACGUGUAUGCAUGGACGUGCUCCAAAAGCAAUAAUCACCGAUCAAUGUCGAUCGAUGGCUAUUGCCAUUAAAACAGUUUUUCCAAACACCCAACAUCGUUAUUGUCUUUGGCAUAUAAUGAAGAAGCUCCCUACUAAAUUUGGUGCUCACGCUGAAUAUAAAAGCAUUAAGAAGGCGUUGAAUAACAUUGUCUAUAACUCGAUAACAAUUGAAGAGUGUGAAGAGAAUUGGAAGAAAAUGAUACAUGAGUUUCAUUUGGAAAAUAAUGAUUGGCUAAACUCUCUGCACAUCGAAAGACAUAAGUGGAUUCCAGUGUACGUGAGAUGUCAUUUCUGGGCAGGCAUGUCAACAUCCCAGAGAAGUGAAAGCAUCAAUUCGUUUUUCGAUGAUUAUGUUACUUCGACAACAUCUCUGAAGCAGUUUGUUGAGCAAUUUGAUAGAGCACUGAAGAAGAACAUAGAAACUGAAAACAAACUGGAUUUUCAGUCUUUUAAUUCAGUGAUUCCAAUUGUAAGUGGCUAUUCUUUAGAAAUGCAGUUUCAAAGCGUUUACACAAAUGACAUCUUCAAGUUGUGUCAAAACGAAUUCAAAGGGUUAAUGUUUUGUGACACGUCUAUAAUUGAAUACAAUGGCACAACUUAUGUAUUUGGAGUUUCUGAGAGCAUUCUUGGAAUUAAUGGACAACAUUUGCGUGAUUUUUCCUACAAAGUACAGUACAACUCGGUGUUGGUUACUUUGAAAUGUCAAUGUCAAAUGUUUGAGUUUAGAGGACUGCUUUGUAGGCAUAUAUUGGCUGUUUUGAAUAGAAUGAAAGUGAACCAGGUGCCAGCAUAUUAUAUAUUGGACCGUUGGCGUAAAGACUUGAAGAGAGGUUACCAAAUAUUCACCAACAUCUAUGAUUCGGAUAUGAAGUGA
Messenger RNA from Impatiens glandulifera, 2016 nucleotides. Its product is annotated as protein FAR1-RELATED SEQUENCE 5-like. Gene Ontology annotation, molecular function: zinc ion binding. The coding region runs from base 1 to 2016 and encodes 671 amino acids. The record is from RefSeq and is a predicted model, not a curated record. Lineage: Eukaryota; Viridiplantae; Streptophyta; Magnoliopsida; Ericales; Balsaminaceae. Gene Ontology annotation, biological process: regulation of DNA-templated transcription. The transcript has 4 exons.